CACUUGCUUGCGGUCGUAGUGUUUCAGACAGAGAUCGUGGGAAAUUGUCGAUGGUUGUCAGUGUUGACAACUAAAACGUCACUGACAUCAUCGCCCAAAAAGAAAUUCCAAUAGUCAUAGAUUUUGUUUAUUUUAUAUAGUGCGAUUAAUCUGGUGGAAAUAGUCUGUCGAAAUAGGCGACAACGAACAUUAAAUUCCAGUUGAAUUAAACUGGAUGUUUUGUUGUUGGUCCCAGCAGGAGGACUUUGCUAAAGGUCCGAUGGCGGCUAUUAGGAAAAAACUGGUGAUUGUUGGGGAUGGAGCCUGUGGAAAAACGUGCCUUCUGAUCGUUUUCAGCAAGGAUCAGUUCCCCGAAGUGUAUGUGCCGACUGUUUUCGAAAACUAUGUCGCUGAUAUUGAAGUGGAUGGAAAGCAAGUGGAGCUGGCCCUUUGGGAUACUGCCGGCCAAGAGGACUACGACCGGCUCCGACCCUUGUCCUACCCGGACACCGAUGUGAUUCUAAUGUGCUUCUCAGUCGACUCGCCCGACUCCCUCGAAAACAUCCCCGAAAAAUGGACCCCAGAAGUGAAACACUUCUGCCCCAAUGUUCCCAUUAUAUUGGUUGGGAACAAGAAGGAUCUUCGCACCGAUCCAACAACGAUCAACGAGCUGAAAAAGAUGAAACAGGAGCCGGUCAAGCCGCAGGACGGCCGAUCCAUGGCCGAGAAAAUCAACGCUUUUGCCUAUCUGGAGUGCUCAGCCAAGAGCAAGGAGGGCGUCAGGGAAGUCUUUGAGAACGCCACCCGUGCAGCCCUUCAAGUGAAAAAGAAGAAGAAGCAUCGCUGCAUUCUGUUUUGAAUAUUUUCAGUUCAGUUACAAGUAUUCACGUUUAAUCCUUUAUAUAUUAUGUAUGACUCAUUUCUGGGGGCCUUUACUACUAACCAAAUUGCCCUCACUUUCAGUUCGUUUAUGCAUAACUUUCCUUUCGAGUUUAGGUAUAUAUUUGUUGUUCUCUUGGUAGUAUUGGAGUUAAUGUUCAUUAACAAGAAGUGUCCAGUGCACAAUGUUGAAAAGUCCAUGUCUCUAACCCUGAUUGCUAUGCCACUUAGUAUUUUGCGUUUACUGUAUUCAAACGUAUGGUGCCAGCAAGUGAAAAUACACAUAUAUUUUUCGAGUUAAAUUUCAAGUGAUUUCAGUCAGUCAGUCAGUAUGGGGUGAUUUUCAUUUCUUUAGGUCCUAGAGUAUACAUUGUGAAUUGCGUAUCGAUGUAAUAGCUUUAACUUUUCCAUACUAUGAUGUAUUCUAAAAUAAAUAAAACUGUUUUUCCUAUAAA
Dendroctonus ponderosae (mountain pine beetle) is the source of this 1313-nucleotide messenger RNA. It is a transcript of the gene Rho1, whose product is annotated as ras-like GTP-binding protein Rho1. The record is from RefSeq and is a predicted model, not a curated record. NCBI's taxonomy places the organism in Eukaryota, Metazoa, Arthropoda, Insecta, Coleoptera, Curculionidae. Gene Ontology annotation, biological process: small GTPase-mediated signal transduction; cell migration. The transcript is spliced from 2 exons. The coding region runs from base 215 to 838 and encodes 207 amino acids. Gene Ontology annotation, molecular function: GTPase activity; GTP binding.